AUGACCAAAGAUAUGACUGACUUUCUGAAGCCUCUUCCAGACGUGGCGGAUCGAAUUGCCAAAUGGAAGGAUGGCAUUGUGACGAAGGCUACGAAAGCAGCUGAGAAUUCACUGGUCAAGACCUUGAAGAAGAACCAUGCAGCCAUCAGCUCGACGGAAUCCAUCCAGCAGAUGCAGGAUGUCAUGGCGACGGCCACAUGCAAGGCCGAGGAGUACUUUGAGACCCUCUUUGUCCCUUUGCAUCGGCUUGGCAAUACAUCUGAGAUGGCGACAGCGCGUGGGAAGUUGAUGCUCCAGGCUCUGCACCAGUCUCAGGGUGAAGCUUCCGAGGAACAGCAGGUGAAAGUUGGUUUUGCGGCUGCUCAGUUGGCGCAGCAGCGCGAGGGUUUGUUGAAGGUCAAGGUCAAGAAAGACAAGACGGCCUCAGCCAACAAGCAAAGCUUGUUGACGAUUGGCAAACAUCUUCUCAAGUAA
Molecule: messenger RNA, 474 nt
Organism: Symbiodinium natans
Lineage: Eukaryota; Dinophyceae; Suessiales; Symbiodiniaceae
Source: the annotation of a GenBank genome assembly